ACAAAGGUUGUCUGUCGGUUUCUGAUGUGUUAAUGGCGGUUAAAGUGUGGAAAGAGGCAGGCUGCAGUGGGGAGGUCAGUGUGUGGGUUCUGCAUAAUCUUCUUGGCUUUGGCCCCAUCUGCAUUCUGGUUUUGCAAUAAUCAUCAGAACACUGUAUUUCUUGAGCCAAAGCCUAAUUUUGCUCUAUUUUUCAGAGGAUUUUCUCAAGAAACUUGAAUUGGCUGAUUUCUCUGGCAGAUAGAGGCCUCAAGGAAUGAGAAUCUCCCAGCUCUGAAGCUCGAGUUCGUGAAGUUGUUUUGAUUUAUCUGUAUAUAUUUCCGGCUUUGAUCCCCAGAUAACGUGUUUCUGUAGUUUUUGGCAAUGGGGAUAAGUUUUGGCCUUAGGGAAGUUGUUAUAGUUUUACUUGUUUGGUCAUCCUUGGUUGGGUAUUCCGAACAAGCACAAUCCUUUGAAGUUCGAACACUUUUGAGGGUUCGAGAGCUUCUUAACUCCCCGGCUUCCUUGAGGAGCUGGAAUAACGAAACGGAUUUCUGCAAUGCUGAAACGAGUUCUUCUGUUACGGUUGUCUGCUAUGAAGGAAGCAUAACUCAGUUGCAUAUAAUCAGUGAGAAGGGUACUCCUCAAUUGCCCGAAAACUUCUCCAUUGAUGCCUUUGUUAGUAGCCUUGUUAAGCUCCCGAGCUUGAAGGUCCUCAAAUUAGUGUCUCUUGGUUUAUGGGGGCCAUUGCCUGGAAAAAUUUCGAGAUUAUCAGGGCUCGAGAUACUUGACCUGAGCUCCAAUUUCUUCCACAACGCCAUUCCCCGAGAAAUCUCAUCAUUGAUUAACCUCCAAACACUUAUACUCGAUGGAAAUAAGUUCACUGGCAGGCUCCCCGAUGGCCUCGGUUUGCUCUCAGAUUUGGCGGUUUUGAGUGUGAAAAACAAUUCUUUCAGAGGCCCCCUGCCAGACACACUCGGGGAUUUGCAAAAUCUUCGGAUUCUUGCACUGUCAAGGAACAAUUUUACAGGCAAUGUUCCUGAUCUUAGCAAUCUGGAAAACCUUCAAGUCCUCGACUUGGAAGACAACUCUUUCGGACCCAAGUUUCCACUCUUUGGCAGCAAAAUCGUAAGCCUCGUGCUUAGGAGGAACAGGUUCACUUCUAGCAUUCCCGAGAAUGUUCAAUCCUGUCAUCAGCUCGAACACCUCGAUGUUUCUUCCAAUGGACUUAUCGGGCCAUUUCCAUCAUCAUUACUAUCUCUUCCAUUAAUCAGUUAUCUAAGUAUUGCAGAAAACAAACUCACAGGAAUGCUUUUCGAAAAUCUGCCCUGCAAUUCUGCACUAAAUUUCGUGGAUCUGUCUGCUAAUCUGUUGUCGGGGAGAUUGCCUAGUUGCCUUCAUAGCGGUUCCAAGACCAAAGUUGUGCUUUAUACCGGAAACUGUCUAGAAACUGGAGACAAAAAUCAACAUCCAGUCUCCUUCUGUAGGAAUGAAGCUUUAGCUGUGGGAAUUAUACCUCGCCAUCAUCGUAAAAAGAUGGGUUCUAAAGCAAUUCUUGCCUUGAGCAUAUGCGGGAGCGUUAUUGGAGGUGCCAUACUACUUGCUGUGGCCUUUUUAGUUGUCGGAAGUUUUCGUGCAAAGAAGACUGUCCGGAAAACCCCCACGAGAUUAAUAAUGGAAAGUGCAUCAACUGCAUACACCUCAAAGUUGUUCUCAGAUGCAAGGUAUAUUACUCAAGCAAUGAAGUUAGGGUCACUUAGCGUUCCAUCUUAUCGAACCUUUUCAUUGGAAGAGCUUGAAGAGGCAACAAACAAUUUUGAUACAUCAACUUUUGUCGGGGAAGGAUCUACCAGUCAGAUAUACAGAGGCCGGCUGAGAGAUGGUUCGUAUGUUGCUAUUAGAUGCCUGAAACUGAAACGAAGCAAUAGCAUUCAAAAUUUUAUGCAUCAAAUCGAGUUUAUAUCGAAACUCAGACAUCAACACCUGGUUAGUGCGCUCGGGCACUGCUUCGAGUGUUACUUGGAUGAUUCGAGUGUCAGCAGAAUAUUUCUCGUCUUCGAAUAUGUACCAAAUGGCACCCUGAGGAGCUGGAUAUCUGACAAGCAUUCUAGACGGAGAUUAAACUGGGCACAGCGUGUUUCAGCUGCUAUAGGAAUAGCAAAGGGUAUCCAGUUCUUGCAUACCGGGAUUGUUCCUGGUGUCUUUUCAAACGAUUUGAAGAUAACCGAUAUUCUGUUGGACCAGAACCUCGUCGCCAAAAUUAGCAGCUUUAACCUACCCAUUCUGGAUGAGAGCACAGGAAAGGCCAGCCUUCAAGAUUUUCCCAGUGGUUCCAAGGAGCUUAAUGGUGCAAGGGAAAGAUGCAAUGAAAAGCUGGAUGUGUAUGACUUUGGUGUAAUAUUACUAGAAAUCAUUACAGGAAGGAGGAUAAAUACCAAGAAGGAUAUGAAGAUCCUUAAAGAACAGUUGCAAGCAAGCCUCACGGGCGAUGAUGCAUGGAGAAGGAGUGUGGUUGAUCCGAGGGUCAAGAAUUCGAGUUCAGAUGAAUCAGUGAAGACGAUGGUGGAGAUCUGCUACAGAUGUUUGCUCGAGGAUCCUGCAGAUAGGCCGUCGGUUGAGGAUGUGUUGUGGAAUUUGCAGUUUGCGGCUCAGGUCCAAGACGCGUGUAGGGGAGAUUCUCAGAGCAGCGAUAGCUCUCCCAUUUCGCCUUUUCAGCCUUCGCGCCAGAUAGCCAUUCGAUAGCAUGACAGGUGUUUUUGAGGAAGCAAUGGCUAUGGCUUUGUUUCAGAAGAUUGAGCUUUGUACUAAUGAAAAUGGUGAAUGCAAAUAGUUCUCAGUUUUGUACAAAACAACCAUUUGAUCUGCAGAAUAUAUAGACAGUAUCUUCAGCUUAUAUGUCACCAAUUAUAUUAGGCCA
Ipomoea triloba (trilobed morning glory) is the source of this 2893-nucleotide messenger RNA. Its product is annotated as probable inactive leucine-rich repeat receptor-like protein kinase At3g03770. Gene Ontology annotation, biological process: protein phosphorylation. Gene Ontology annotation, cellular component: membrane. Bases 361 to 2718 code for a protein of 785 amino acids. Gene Ontology annotation, molecular function: protein binding; protein kinase activity; ATP binding. NCBI's taxonomy places the organism in Eukaryota, Viridiplantae, Streptophyta, Magnoliopsida, Solanales, Convolvulaceae. The record is from RefSeq and is a predicted model, not a curated record. The transcript is spliced from 9 exons.